AGCACACAAACCUUGCGAACCCAUAGAAAAUUCAAAUUAAAAGAAAGAAAGAAAAAGGAGAAACCCCGCUCCGGCGCUCCCCUUUCAAUCAUCCAUCUCAAAACCCUACUCUGCCUGUGGAGAUGCCGAAGCCAGCGGCGGCGGUACCGGAGACGGUGGGGCAGGCGGUGAUCCCGCUGGUCAACAGUCUUCAGGACAUCAUCGCGCGGCUGGAUGGCGACGCCGCCGCUGGUCUGGAGCUGCCGCAGGUGGCAGCGAUCGGUGGGCAGAGCAGCGGCAAGUCCAGUGUGCUGGAGGCGCUCGUCGGCCGCGACUUCCUCCCUCGGGGCCCCGACAUCUGCACGCGCUGCCCCCUCGUGCUCCAGCUCGUGCGCCAUGCGGCCCCCGAGGAAUGGGGGGAAUUUCUUCAUGCCCCCGGCCGCCAGUUCCACGACUUCGAACAGAUCAAGCGCGAGAUCCAGCUUGAAACGGACAAAGAAGCUGGAGAUAAUAAAGGGGUUUCUGAGAAACAAAUUCGUCUGAAAAUCUUUUCACCAAAUGUCUUAGACAUCACCUUGGUUGACCUCCCUGGAAUAACACGGGUGCCAGUUGGAGACCAGCCCAGUGAUAUUGAGUCAAGAAUUAGAGCAAUGAUCAUGCAAUACAUUAAGCAUCCAAGUUGUAUUAUAUUGGCUGUUUCUCCUGCAAAUGCUGAUUUAGCUAAUUCUGAUGCGCUCCAACUGGCAAGGCUUGCUGAUCCUGAUGGGUCUCGUACAAUUGGUGUUAUCACCAAGUUAGAUAUCAUGGACAGGGGCACUGAUGCUCGUAACUUCUUGCUGGGAAAUGUGAUUCCACUCAAGUUUGGUUAUGUAGGUGUUGUGAAUCGCAGCCAAGAGGAUAUCAACUUCAAUCGAAGCGUCCAAGAUGCACUUGCUUUUGAGGAAAAAUUCUUCUCGACUCUACCUGCUUACAAUGGUCUGGCACAUUGUUGUGGUGUUCCUCAAUUGGCCAAAAAGCUAAAUAUGAUUCUGCUAAAGCACAUCACAAAUAUGCUUCCAGGCUUGAAAACUCGCAUAAAUGCUCAGUUGGUAGCAGUUGCGAAGGAACAUGCUGCCUAUGGUGAUACUGUAGAAUCAGCGGCUGGUCAGGGAGUCCAACUGUUGAAUAUAUUGAGAAAAUAUUGUGAAGCUUUUUCUUCAAUGGUAGAGGGGAAAAACAGGGUAUCUACAGAUAAACUUUCUGGUGGAGCAAGGGUUCACUACAUUUUUCAGUCAAUAUUUGUCAAGAGUCUGGAGCAGGAAAUUGACCCUUGCAAGAGUAUUACUGAUGAUGAUGUCCGCACAACCAUCCAGAAUUCUGGUGGUCCAAAAGGGGCUAUGUUUCUGCCUGAGGUACCAUUUGAGAUUCUUGUGCGAAAGCAGAUUGGUCGCCUACUUGACCCAAGUCUUCAGUGUGCCCAAUUUAUCUAUGAUGAAUUAAUCAAAAUUAGCCAUGGUUGCUUAAUCACUGAACUUCAGAAAUUUCCAGUUCUUAAAAAGCGGAUGAGUGAAGUCGUUUGCAGUUUCUUGAGAGAUGGCCUUCGACCUGCAGAAACAAUGAUAACCCAUAUCAUCGAAAUGGAGAUGGAUUAUAUAAAUACUUCACACCCAAGCUUUGUUGGAGGCACCAAGGUCGUUGAACUUGCAAAGCAUGAAGUUCUACCUCCCAAAACAUCAACUUCACUAUCAGGUCAUAAGGAUGGUACUAUUGUUGGUUCCGAGAUACAAUUAACAGCUGAAAGAAGCCAAAAGUCACGUGCUGUUUUCGCAAGAGAUGCAACCAGAAGAGCAACAUCUGAACAGGCUUCUAUGGAAGCAGGAACAAGUCUGACUGGUGGUAGUCAGAUACGUAAUUCACAGGUCGGUGGGAAUUCAUCAAGCAAAUUACCCUCAAUCAUUCCUCUAAAAGAGCCACCCAUUACUUUGAAGCCAUCAGAAACUGAGCAGGAUGCAACAGAGGUAGCCAUUGUGAAAGAAUUGAUCAAAUCCUACUAUGACAUUGUGAGAAAAAGUAUUGAGGAUGCAAUCCCAAAGGCUGUAAUGCACUUUCUGGUGAACCAUACAAAGCGGGAUCUGCACAACUUUUUAAUUCGCAAACUAUACAGAGAGAACCUGCUCAAUGAAUUGAUGAGGGAAACUGACGAAGUACUUAUCAGAAGGCAGCGUAUUCAAGAAAUGCUUGAAAUUCUUAAACAGGCACAUAGGACACUUGAGGAAUUCCCCAUUGAAGCUGAUAAUAUUGAGAAGGGCUACAACCUUACUGAACAUGCAACUGGCCUGUCAAAAAUCCAUGGAGUCAGCGGGGACAGCACAAAUGGCAUUUACACAUCCUCCCCUAAUUGCUACCCUCCACAUCAAGCGUCUCAUAUGGUCCUAUAGAGCAGCAUUGCCUAUCCGCACCAGUGGUAUGUACCUGUUCCCGAUGGAGUUUCCUUUCCGCAACAGUGGACCUUGAUCCCAAUUCUUGAGGUUUUUAAGCAACAAACUUGAGAUUUACCUGUAAAUUCCAGUCUUGCUAGCGAGCAAACUGCUUUCUAGUAGAAAGCUAUUUGCUGGUAGAGAACUUUAAUUGUGUACUGUUGAAAUUGUCACAGCCCACAUCAAUGCAAUAGUGAAUAGGGGUAACAGGGUAGUUGUAUAGGACUAUAUCCAAUAUUCCAAUUUGCCUUAGGUAUCAAUUUUGUCACCAAUGAGAAUGGGAACAUACUAGUGUAACUACGAGACAUUGAGGCAAUCGCCAAGUGGAAACUUCAUUUCUGCUGGAGGGAUUCAUGCUGGACAAAACUGAUCCAUCACGCAUUCAUGCUGGAGGGAUUCAUGCAACUAUUGUCUGGCCUCCCCAUUUCUGAGGCACCAUGAGUUUUGGAGUCCAUGGAUUUUGGUUGAAUAGGUUGGAAACAAUUGCUUUCUUGGUUCUUAUCAGUAUUAUGAUUGAAAGCAAAACAAUAUCUUGUUUCUGGCAUGCCAUAAUCAUUUGACGAUUUUGGGAUAAAAGCCAAGGAGAUUGAGGCGUACUAUUUAUUUGUUUGUUUUGUAUAUUGAUGUACAAUAUUGUAGGCUAGACUGAUCCUUAUUGUUGGCCUUGGAUCUUUUUUUUACUGUUGUGUUUUGUUCAUCUAAAUUCCAGAAUAUCUUGGAACUACUUGGAAGUGAGAAGUCUCAUUUACGAGUGCUUUUUAUCGAAGUGUUUUUCUUUU
Messenger RNA from Sorghum bicolor (sorghum), 3214 nucleotides. RefSeq names its product dynamin-related protein 3A. Lineage: Eukaryota; Viridiplantae; Streptophyta; Magnoliopsida; Poales; Poaceae. The transcript is spliced from 20 exons. The record is from RefSeq and is a predicted model, not a curated record. Bases 123 to 2396 code for a protein of 757 amino acids. Gene Ontology annotation, cellular component: membrane; microtubule; cytoplasm. Gene Ontology annotation, molecular function: GTPase activity; microtubule binding; GTP binding.